UGUGGGGGGUGGGGGGGUUGGUGGCGGUGCCUUCAGUGGUGAGAAUCCGCCCCGCGCGCCUUGCGGGGAAGGAGGUUUUUAUUUUUCUGUUAUUAUAUUUUAAUUUUAUUUAACCUUUUUUUUCUCUUAAAAAAUUUUUUCGAGGUUUUUAGUUUACGAAAACAACCCCCCCCCCCCCGCGCAAAUCUUGGUAACGAUGAGUUUCUCGGGCUGCCCGCACGUGAACAGCUUCAAGCAGGAGCCGUGGCGGCAGAGUGUGCGCAUGCUGUACCAGUGGUUCGUGUGGUGUGGACCCGUGGACGCGAGGCGGCGGAAGGCCCGUUCGUGCGUGUGCCACUUGUGCGGCGCCCACUUUGGCCGCCUGCACGCCUGCCUGCACUGCAUCUACUUCGGCUGCUUUGCGCGUCGCCACAUCCACGAGCACGCGAAGGCCAAGCGUCACCCUCUGUCGAUGGAUCUGUACCACGGCACGGUGUUCUGCCUGCUGUGCCAGGACUACGUUUACGACCGAGACCUGGAGCUCGUGUCUCGGGAGGAGCAACGGCGAGCGUGGAGGCUGCAAGGCUUCGGAGAUCGCUACAUUGGCUGGGAACCCUCACGCCGAGAGCUCGAACUCCUCAAGCAGAACCCCAAGCGGCGGAAAAUAUCAGCAAAUUGCACCGUCGGUUUGCGUGGGCUGGUGAACCUGGGCAACACGUGCUUCAUGAACUGCAUCGUGCAGGCGCUCACGCACACGCCUCUGCUGCGAGACUUUUUCCUGUCGGAUCGCCACCGCUGCGGCAUGCCCAGCCCCGAGGCCUGCCUCGUGUGCGAGAUGUGCCGCCUGUUCCAAGAGUUCUACUCGGGGUUCCGAUCGCCGCACAUUCCGUACCGGCUGCUGCACCUCGUGUGGACGCACGCACGCCACCUCGCCGGGUACGAGCAGCAGGACGCCCACGAGUUCCUCAUCGCCGCGCUCGACGUGCUGCAUCGACACUGCAAGGGUGAUGCCAAUGGGAAGAGGUCAAACAACCCCAACCACUGCAACUGCAUCAUUGACCAAAUCUUCACUGGUGGCCUGCAGUCUGACGUCACCUGUCAAGUGUGCCAGGGCGUGUCCACCACCAUAGACCCCUUCUGGGACAUCUCCCUUGACCUCCCGGGCUCCUCUUCACCUUUCUGGCCGCUCAGCCCCACAGCUGAGAGCGGAAUACCCAACGGAGGGGGGCCUCUCAUCCCUGCGGGGCCGACCACCCUCAACGACUGCUUGCGCAGGUUCACCCGGCCGGAGCAUCUUGGCAGCAGUGCCAAGAUAAAAUGCAACGGCUGCCACAGUUACCAGGAGUCCACCAAGCAGCUCACCAUGCGGAAGCUGCCGAUUGUCGCCUGCUUUCACCUCAAGAGGUUCGAGCAUUCUGCCCGGCUGCGGAGGAAAAUCUCCACCUACGUGUCCUUUCCGCUGGAGCUCGACAUGACGCCCUUCAUGGCUUCCAGCAAGGACAGCAGAGUGAACGGCCAGUACCAAACGGGAGAGAGCACCAAUGAAAACAAGUACUCUCUGUUUGCGGUGGUGAACCACCAGGGCACGUUGGAGAGCGGCCACUACACCAGCUUCAUCCGUCUGCACCGCGACCAGUGGUUCAAAUGCGACGACGCCGUCAUAACGCGCGCCAGCGUCACCGAUGUGCUCGACAGUGAGGGCUACCUGCUGUUUUACCACAAGCAGAUCCUGGAGUACGAGUGACGCUUCUGCGGCACACGUGGGUGGGGGGGGGUGAAGUGUUGCCCCCCACUCCCCGCACUGAUUGACAAGGCUCCCGGCCCAAACGCCUCCCCCCUUGCUAGUGCUCGCGAGCUGCAUGUCCCACGGAGACCUCUUGCACCGCCGCCACACCGUCAUUUCAAUGUGGACCCCUGCAGCUGCUGCCUACCCCCUGAGCAGUCGCAUGCAUAGCGGAGGAAAAUACGAGCCAAGCACGCUGCUGCUGCUGCACCACCAUCAGCUCCUCAUGUCUGCAAUGUCUGUUAUUUUUUUAACAGAGAUUUUUAUUUAAAAGUAAAUGAUCUGUGAGACACGGUUGUAGCGUCCUAGUCCCGAUCGCAAACAUCCGGCGCUCGUUGAAUUCGCAUCAUGGAUUACACCGAGGAGGCAGGGCCCCCUGGAUUGGUCAUGCGUGGAGCUUGCGAUGAGAUUCAUCGUUGUAGCAGCUCCUGCAAACCUUUGCGGGACAACCACCCCCGGUCGCCAACCGAUGCCCUGGGAACACCACCCAUUGCUCUUGAACGUGACGCGAUAACGCCUCACCGCGUUGGCAGCGACAGUUUGUACAUAUUUUUUUUUCCCCAACUAAAGCAUACUUUGAAGAUACUUGUGUUGAUGCCUUGUUUUGUAGUUUUUUCCAUUUCGGGGAUUUAAAUGUAUAAGGAAGAGGGGUCGUUUUUCGUGCUCGUGGUGCGCACGCGCGUAGAUGGAAUGCACUUUCUCCCUCGGGUGAUAUAAUGAAGUCCGUGGACGCAAGUGUAAACUUGGUGGCUUUUGAAUGGACACCUGCAUGUCACGAUUUUUAAAGGCAGAUAUGCUGCGUUCUCCUGUAGGCUGUGAAUUAUUAUCAAGGUCACUUCGUUGGCAAAAAACAAACAAACGUUUAAGUUUGUCGAAGGGAGAUUUUUUUUUAAGAAUCGUAAAAUCUGCUCUGCACCCUACAGUACUGCGAUUGACUGAAGUUUUAACUUCAGCAUUAAGUGUUGAAUAAUUGUCGUAUUAAAGCUGCUUGUAACCUGCAGUUGCUCAACAGGAUCACUAAUCGUACGAGCAUGGAGUGAUGCCAGGCGUACGCUUGCACGUCCCCAUCAAAUCCGACACGAUGCCUUCGCGUUUGACUCGAUCGAGGCUCUGGGAAGUUCCCUACAGAUUUGAAGCUUUCGUGACUGCAAGGAUUCAUGCUCUUAGGUUUUUUCGGUAAAGUCACGUAGGUAAAAAAAUACAAUUUAAAUUACUUGAUACAGCAAUCGUGCUGCGACGGUUCCACCUGAAGACGGAAGCUUGUGUUGCCUCUGAAAUGUCGUGAUUAUUUUACUUUUAUUAAUUAAAUUUUUUUACCUACGUGACUUUACCGAAACAACCUAAGAGUAAGUUCCCUACAGCCCCUCCACCAAAAGAAAAAAAAUUACUUUCGAGCCAGCAACACACCCUACUCAAAUCUUGUGGAGGUAAUUCAAUGUCCCCCAGGUUAACUUGUUUCUAAACACAUACAAAGCGUACGUGUGUGUGUGUGGCUUACAAGACCUGGGGAGAGUCAUGUUGGGUUUGUAAAGAGGCGGGUUAAGCGGCUGCUGGACUAUGGUGCCAUUUACAAGUCCAAGUGUCAGGUUUGAAAUUAUACUAUUGUGCAUAUGUAUAUACACACAGUACUGGAUAUAAAUGUGUAAUGUGAAAAAAGUUGUCUUCAGUUGAGAACAGCAUAUUCAAAGUAUGCACCGGGAUUUGUUUUCAGAUAUUGUAACUGCCAAUUGCCAUUUCACGGUAAAUUUAUUAUAAAAAUAUACUAUUUGGUGCAGCUCCCACUAGUAUGGUUUCCUCUAAUUGUUACGAUUACAACUUCUUUCAAGUGUCAAUUCAUGUGCAGGCUGAUAAAUUGAGGGAAAAAAAGUGUAAAAUGAGGUCCAGUACUUUCUGCAAAUAUGAUGGUGAAUGUCAUUCCACCUUGCCAGUGGGCGCCCUUGACACUAACGCGUCGCGACUUUUUGCCGUUUCACAAGUGUGCUCGACCGCGUGUUGGCAACGUUGUUCAACAAUGUCACGUUCGACCUGGUGGGGGCACUUGUUGGUAUAUGACUCCUGGAGAGAAGUGUUCACCGUCUGAACCCAGAAGUGUUCACCGUCUGAACCCGAUGUCUCUUUGACCCCCCCCCAGCCAUCCCCUGUCCCCCGACAUCCAGUCCCCAAGAUUGGGGAAUGAACGGUUUUGCCGAGAAUUGAAACUCGAAUCGGCCAAUCUUCAUCUCGGUGUUAAAGCCAUGGGGGGGAAAAAACACCGCUGCUUUUUGUUAACGUUUAUGUAAACAAAAAUGUAAAAAGGGUGAAUUGCAGCAAUCUUGGCAGCGCACUUAAGUGGACCCCCUCCCCCCAAUGUUAAAUUUGACACGUGGCACACGUGACACAGAGGACAGAAGUCCUGUUUUAGGUUCUGCUAAUGUACACUUGUUUUGAGACUCAUUUAAAUGUGCCGGCACGUGCAACAUCAGUCUUUAAAAAAAAUUGAUGACAGACCACUGAGGGGAGUUCUUGGGAUGUGGUGAUAACUUGUGUUGUGGCUCUCCAAAUGUCCCAACUACGGGUUGCGUUGGUUGCCUGUCACGCAACCUCGCCAAUUGAGAUCCCCCCCCCCUCAAAAAGUCAUAUGCUGGGCAUCAAGUAGAUGACUAAAAUACAUGCCUUUUGGAAUGAAGUGUUUGACAGAUUUUUAAACACGUAUUAAAAUAAAGUGACGGUCAUAGUUCUGUAGAGUUUUUUUUUCCCAUCUUGUUGCUGUUUUACAUCGCGAUUGCCUUACGGACAGCCCCUCCCGCCGAUUUAUUUACCUCCAGAAAUGUAAAUUUUAAAAAACAUUGACUCCUACAGCACUUGCGGUGUUCACGAGGGGGCUGUAUUGUUUUUGUUGUUGUUCAAGCAAUCAAAAUAAAUUCGUCUGCUCCCUCAACACUGAA
This is a messenger RNA of Lethenteron reissneri (Far Eastern brook lamprey), 4686 nucleotides long. RefSeq names its product ubiquitin carboxyl-terminal hydrolase 22-like. The record is from RefSeq and is a predicted model, not a curated record. Gene Ontology annotation, biological process: protein deubiquitination. NCBI's taxonomy places the organism in Eukaryota, Metazoa, Chordata, Hyperoartia, Petromyzontiformes, Petromyzontidae. Gene Ontology annotation, molecular function: zinc ion binding; cysteine-type deubiquitinase activity.